AUGGCGGCUAUUCCGGACAGCAAACUCCCUUCCGACCACGUCUCGGACGAUGGCGUCGCAACCUCCUCCCCCGGCCAUGCGGUGCCAAAUUCCAAGCUUGAGGUCCCGGCCCUAGUGGCGGCCAUGACACCAGAGUAUCGCGCGGAAGCUGAGAAGAAAAUGAGGAGAAAGAUCGAUCUCAGGUUAAUGCCCAUGGUCAUUCUCAUGUACAUCAUGAAUUACCUCGAUCGCAACAACAUUGCGGCCGUGCGGCUCGCUGGUCUCCAAGAUGAACUGGAUCUGUCAAGCACUCAGUACCAGACUGUGAUCUCUAUCCUCUUCGUUGGGUACAUCCUUAUGCAGAUUCCUUCGAACCUGUUCCUCAACAAGACCGGCCGCCCUGCAAUCUACCUCCCGACGUGCAUGAUUAUUUGGGGUGUUAUUUCCGGCGCCACAGCUGGAUGUCAGGGUUUCGGUGGCCUUGUGGCUUGCCGUUUCUUCCUCGGUUUCAUCGAAGCUGCGUACUUCCCCGGCUGUCUGUUCUACCUCUCGUCUUGGUACACGCGCAAGGAGCUCGGCCUCCGCACCGCGAUUCUGUACUCUGGCUCUCUCGUCUCUGGCGCCUUUGGAGGCCUCAUCACAGCUGGAAUCACUGGCAACAUGGACCACACCCGUGGCCUUCGCGCGUGGAGAUGGGUGUUCAUCAUCGAGGGCGCCAUCACGGUCGCCAUCGCCUUCAUUGCCUUCUUCAUUCUUCCCAACUUCCCGCGCACCACCACCUGGCUUACCGAGGAGGAGCGCCAGCUCGCCGUCUAUCGCCUGCAAGAGGACGUUGGCGAGGACGACUGGACCUCAUCCGAGUCGCAGUCCUUCUUCCACGGCCUGAAGCUCGCCCUGCUCGACAUCAAGACCUGGAUCUUCGCCCUGAUGCUCCUCGCCAACGUCAGCAGCGCCUCCGUCACGAAUUUCUUCCCGACCGUCGUCAAGACCCUCGGAUACGGUAACGUGGAAACUCUGCUUCUCACGGCCCCUCCAUAUGUCCUUGCUGUCAUCACCACCUUCUGCAACGCCUGGCACGCCGACCGCACCGGCGAGCGCUUCUUCCACAUCACCCUCCCCCUCUGCGUCGGCGUCGCCGCCUUCAUCCUCGGCGCCGCCACCCACUCCGUCGCGCCCCGCUACGUCGCCAUGAUGCUCAUGGUUCCCGGCGUGUACACGGGGUACGUCGUGUGCCUGGCCUGGAUCUCCAACUCGAUCCCGCGCCCGCCCGCCAAACGCGCCGCCGCCCUCGCCUUCAUCAACGCUAUCUCCAACUGCAGCUCCAUCUACGCUAGCUACAUGUACCCGCAGCCAAAAGGGAAGACGCAGCCUGACCUGACGAUUCCGCUCAGCGUGGACUGUGCGACGGCCGCGUUGGCGAUCAUUUGUGCGAUGGUGAUGAGGAUUAUUCUGACGAGGCUGAAUAAGAGGCUGGAUAGGGGGGAGCAUGUCGAGGGGGCGAUUAAUGCGGUGCCGGGCGAGGCGCAGGAGCAUGGGUUUAGGUUUUUGACGUGA
Molecule: messenger RNA, 1533 nt
Organism: Westerdykella ornata
Lineage: Eukaryota; Fungi; Ascomycota; Dothideomycetes; Pleosporales; Sporormiaceae
Product: MFS general substrate transporter
Exons: 5
Coding region: 1-1533 (510 amino acids)
Biological process (GO): transmembrane transport
Cellular component (GO): membrane
Molecular function (GO): transmembrane transporter activity
Source: RefSeq, a predicted model, not a curated record